AUGUCUCCUUCAGGACACCGGGAGAACCAGCCCAUCUCGGGCAGCACAGUGAGGAAUGAUGAAGACGUCGACAUGCUCAACAACCGGGUGGAAGACGCUGCGGCUCACCAGGAUGACAGUUCGACCGGCGGUGAGCACUGCCGUGACUCAAGCAGUGAUGCACUUACUGACGUCCCGAAAGCAACCACCUCCGAGACCAUCUCCACGAGCUUCGUACAGCCACGCACGCUCAUCAGAACCAUCGGCAAACUGGAAUCUCUCGGAAUCGAUAAGACACUGCCAUCCUUGCCGAAGGUCGUCGUUGUUGGCGAUCAGAGCCACGGCAAGAGUUCGGUUAUCGAAGCGAUCUGCGACAUUUCUCUCCCACGCAAUUCCGGGACCUGCACUCGCGUUCCUUUCGAGCUCAGGACCUCUACCUCAAACACCGAAUGGUCAUGCAAAGUGUCUCUUGUGUACAAAUACACCCACUCACGCUCGACUAAUGAUGUGUCUUGGAAGAAGCUCGACACCCCAAACAUCGUACCGUUCACUUCCGUGCAGAGUAAAGUCUCUCUGGAGCAAGUGCUGCGUCUCGCACAGGUAGCCAUCCUCAGCCCGGACAGAGACGCUGCUGCCAUUCUGCAAGCCAACAAUCCCGCCCAAGCUACCACUCUCAAGUUCUCAUGCAACGUGGUUCGCCUGGAGAUCGCUUCGUCAAAGCUGCCAGAGCUGGCUUUGUACGAUCUGCCAGGCGCCAUCUCCGUCACGGAGAAGCCUGAGGACCAGUACCUCGUUCGUUUCGUCGACAGGUUGCUUUCAAUCUACGUAAGCGCAUCCAAGUCGAUUGUACUGCUUGCGGCCGCCGCCAAUGUCGACGUCAACACUUCGAAGACUUUCGGCAUCAUCAGAGACCAGGAAGCGGUCAACCGAUGCAUGGGUGUGAUCACCAAGCCUGACUUGAUCGAUCGCGGCAAAGAUACGAUGACACGCGUGCGCAAUAUGCUGGAAGGGAAGACAGACUGGACGCUCGAGCAUGGGUGGUACAUUACGAAGCAGCCUACGCAGGAAGAGCUUGAUGAUGGCGACGUCACCCGCGAAAAGACGAAGGAGUCCGAGGAGGCUCUAUUCCAUCUGCCUAUGUGGUCAGACAUUGUGAACGCCUGCCCGAGCCGCUUGGGCAUCCAAAAUUUGCAGAACGCCUUGUCGCAGAAGCUGACCGCCCACAUUUUGGCUGAUCUGCCAGAGAUCAAUGCUCGCGUGCAGGGAAAGCUUAACGAGGUUGAAGCCGAGCUUGCUGGUUUCCCAGAGCAGGCGGUGGCACCAUCCAUGGAAGUUCACCACGAGGCUGACAAGGUCGCGAAGUGCAUCGAGACCAAUCUCAAAGGAAGUGCUAUGUGCAACGACUUCCGCGAUGAAUACAAAUCUAUCAUCGAGGAGCUCGAGAAGAAGUUCAACGAGGCACGCCCGCAACUGACGAUGGCAACACCAGGCUUCAAGGCGCCUCCGAUCUGCAUCGGUUCUGACGACUCUGAUGAGGAGAUGUCGGGCACACCUACACCAAGGCAUGCGAAGUCGCGGAAGCGCAAUGACGGCCGCGGGACUCCGAUGCCCAUGCGCCCUAGUCAGACGCCGUCAGCUCGCAAGGCUGCCAGACCUGAAACCAACGGUAUUGCGAGCAGAACUGCGAACACAGCGGCAAACGCAGCGGCCAACGCAGAUACGAAUGCACCAGCGGUGUUCGAUCUCGCGCAAGUCCGCCAGGCGUACGCAUCCGGAAACAACGCUGGCAUUCCAGGUGGCAUCUCCACGGAAGUUACGGAGGUCCUCUGUCUGAAGUGCUUAGAAGGGACCGCCAGCAUCGUGGACGGCAGCCUUCGUCGGAUCCAGAAGCACAUGGUCGACAGCUUGGCCUCAUUCGUCCACACCACCUUGUCCUCGCACGAGGGCACCAAGCUCUUCGGCGAAGCUGAAGGCAUAGUCGAGGAGCUGCUGGUAGAGGUGUUUGAAGCCGAGACUGCAUCAAUCCACAACGACGUCGCUCGCGAACUCUACGCUCCCACGGUAACGGAUAAGGAAGGCUUCGAAGUGAAGAAGGAGGCCAAACUCGCCGAGCUUCAGCAAGCCAGGACUUUACGCCGUGUGCGCGAGUUCUUCGAUGUUGAGGACUCGAAGCGCGUGAAGCAAACGUCUCCCGAAGAGCGUGAGAGGAAGGCGGAAGAUAAGAAGUGGGUCGAAGCGAACUUACCUAAGGACCCGCAUCACGAGAUGAUCAAGGCGAUGGUCACUCCGAUGGCUUACUACGACAUCGCCUGCGCACGCAUCACGGACAAUCUUCGGAUGAAGCUUGAGUAUGGGCUGAUGCGUCCGCUGCAGCAGGAUCUCCGCGCGAAGCUGCUCGAAGGACUUCGUGUCACGGAUGCAGCGUAUUGUGCUGAUCUGCUUGCUGAGGAUCCGCGCCGUGAACAGAGGCGUCGGGAUCUGUUGGUGGAGAAGGGGAAGUUGGUGCAGGCUCUGGAGGAGCUCGACAACUGUCGCACCACUGCUGAGGUCUGA
Molecule: messenger RNA, 2532 nt
Organism: Saxophila tyrrhenica
Lineage: Eukaryota; Fungi; Ascomycota; Dothideomycetes; Mycosphaerellales; Extremaceae
Exons: 2
Coding region: 1-2532 (843 amino acids)
Cellular component (GO): cytoplasm; membrane; microtubule
Molecular function (GO): GTPase activity; GTP binding; microtubule binding
Source: RefSeq, a predicted model, not a curated record